Messenger RNA from Ostrea edulis (European flat oyster), 6857 nucleotides. RefSeq names its product sodium/calcium exchanger 3-like. The transcript has 10 exons. Gene Ontology annotation, cellular component: sarcolemma; postsynapse; axon. Gene Ontology annotation, molecular function: calcium:sodium antiporter activity. NCBI's taxonomy places the organism in Eukaryota, Metazoa, Mollusca, Bivalvia, Ostreida, Ostreidae. The coding region runs from base 556 to 3294 and encodes 912 amino acids. Gene Ontology annotation, biological process: cell communication; calcium ion import across plasma membrane; sodium ion transmembrane transport. The record is from RefSeq and is a predicted model, not a curated record.
UAUAUCGCUCAGCAUCUAGCGAUGACGUAAUAGGGGUUAAGGUGACUCUUUAAACAGAUUAAACAUUGGAUAGAUCUAAGUGCAUUAGUAUCUUAACUUGAAGUUUAUUUUCGGCUUUUGUGUAUUUUAAUGACCUCCAUUUGAAGUUGGGGGAGUUCUCGCUUGAGUGGAUCUCUUGAUAAUCAAAGAACACAUCUCAGGGUAUUACUAGAUCGAGUUCAUCGAACCUUGCAAAAUAUGCCUGUCUGUUAACAAUAUUCUACACACUGUGCCUUUUCCCUUUGACGUUUUCGCCGUUGUUGACAAUCUCUUAAAGAGUUAUAUGCCCUUUGCUCACAGACUGCGCUGGAUGCUGUUGUCGUUUCCCACAAUGCCUUAUUUAGCGUAAUUGACGACUUGUGUGUGAUCCGCGGUGUUCGCUGCUGAUGGUGAAUUCAGUAUGGUGCAUGACAGAUGAUAAACACUUUGGAUUCCAUUAAUUGCCAUGACAGGAAGAGCAUCUGAGAAUAACUAGUAUCAUCAACUUUGGUCAGAGUCAGUUAUCCUUCAGCAACCAUGUCAAUCACAGCUAAGAGAGGGGUCAUUUCUCCCAUUAUUUUGGUUCUCCUCUCCACAGUUCUUCUCAUCCAGCUACCAGUUUCUUCUGCAUCCAACACAACAGUUGAAGGCUGCAGAACUGAAGGGAAACCGUGUAAUGGAGGACUUGUGUUUCCCCUAUGGGAACCUGUUUCAAAUCUUAGUAUAGGUGACAAAAUUGCACGAGGUGCUGUGUACUUUUUAGGAAUGGUGUACAUGUUUUUAGGAGUAUCCAUCGUGGCUGACCGCUUUAUGUCUUCUAUUGAGGUCAUCACUUCAAAAGAAAAGGAGGUUGUUGUGAGGAAAGCAGAUGGAUCCACUGCAACAGUUAACAUCAAGAUAUGGAACGAAACCGUGUCCAACCUCACCCUGAUGGCGCUUGGUUCCUCAGCCCCAGAGAUUCUAUUGUCGGUAAUUGAAAUCAUUAUCAAUGGUUUCGAACCUGGGGAUCUUGGUCCCAGCACUAUAGUAGGAAGUGCAGCUUUUAACCUUUUUAUCAUUACUGCGAUUUGCGUUUAUAGCAUACCCAACGGAGAACAUCGUACCAUAAAACAUUUACAUGUAUUUUUUCUCACAGCGACUUGGAGUAUAUUUGCGUACCUUUGGCUUUACUUUAUCUUAUCGGUUUCUUCUAGAGGGAGAGUGGAUAUUUUGGAGGCUGUGAUGACCUUGUUAUUUUUCCCUGCUACAGUAGUAACUGCAUAUAUAGCAGACAAGAGGCUUUUCCCAUAUACGUUUUUGUCAAAAAAAUACCGAUCAAGCCGGCACAAGGGCAUGGUCGUCACCUCGGAAGGAGACCACGAAUUAGCGGAUGGUAAAGCCAACCACCACAAUGAAGUCGUAUUUAAAGGUGUCAGUGAAGAGAGUGAUAUUAAAGAAAUCAAGGAAUUCGAAGAACAUAGAAAAGAAUACAUGGAUAUUCUACGUGAACUUCGAAAGAAAAAUCCAAAUGCAGACAUGAAAACUCUGGAGGAAAUGGCAGAGUACGAGGCCAUCAAUCGAGGACCAAAAAGUCGAGCUUUUUACAGGAUUCAGGCAACACGGAAACUGACAGGAGGUGGAAAUGUAGUCAAGAAGAGCAAGAUUGAACGAAAGGCAAGUCUGGAGGAUAUAAAGGUGGAAGUGAAAGACGAUAGCACCACCAGAGUGUACUUUGACCCAGGACAUUACACUGUAAUGGAGAAUGUGGGUACCUUCUAUCUGACUGUUACAAGAGAAGGAGGGGACUUGAACAAAACUCUGUAUGUAGACUAUAAAUCUGAAGAUGGAACAGCAAAUGCAGGGUCUGAUUAUGAAAAUGCCGAAGGAACAAUUAUCUUUUAUCCAAUGGAAACCCACAAACAGUUUCCUGUCACCAUCAUAGAUGAUGAAAUAUUUGAGGAAGAUGAACAUUUCUAUGUUCGUCUUAGCAACUUGCGAACUGGAGACUCCCAAGGCAUGUUUGACAGUAACAGCACUGCCGCAAGUGAAGUUAAACUGGUUCCCCCAUUCGUGGCCACCGUUAUGAUCUUGGAUGAUGACCACCCAGGAAUUUUCCACUUCGAGGAAAAAGAGACAAAUGUACCAGAAGCCAUUGGUGAGGUUGAGAUGAAAGUUGUCCGUUCCUCUGGAGCGAGAGGGACAGUUAGAGUGCCAUACCACACCACUGACGGAUCAGCCAAGAGGGGGAGAGACUUUGAAACAACUGGCACGGAAAUCAUCUUCAAUAAUGAUGAGACUGAAAAGACCAUACUGCUGAAAAUUUAUGAUGACGAAGAAUAUGAGAAGAACGAGACUUUCCAGAUUCACCUGGAAGAACCCUCUAUUGUCCGGAGAGGGUCAGAGAGUGAGGAGGGUGAGGGUGAACCAGAGCGAGUAGGGAGACGAGAUUCUGAAACACAAGAGGAAGAGCACUUGUCAGAGAUGGCCAGACCACGCCUGGGUGACAUCCAAAUGCUCAGUGUGCACAUCCAAGAAAGUUAUGAGUUCAAGAAUGUGGUGGACAAAUUGUUGAAGAAAGCCAACGUCUCAUUGGUUGUGGGAACCUCCUCCUGGAGGGAACAGUUUGUUGAAGCCAUCACUGUCAGUGCAGACAAAGAAUCAGGUGAAGAUGACGAGGAAGAAGAAAAGCUGCCCUCCUGUAUGGACUAUGUCAUGCACUUCUUGACGCUCUUCUGGAAAGUUCUAUUUGCCUGUGUACCUCCUACUGAUUACCUGGGGGGCUGGCUGUGCUUCACAGUCAGUAUAAUUAUGAUUGGUGUGCUGACCCUGUUUAUACAGGACCUGGCCACAGAGUUUGGCUGUACUGUAGGAUUGAAGGAUGCUGUAACUGCCAUCUCAGUGGUGGCACUGGGUACUAGUGUACCAGAUACAUUUGCCAGUAAAGUAGCCGCAGUGAAUGACCGAUAUGCUGAUUCUUCCAUUGGUAACAUCACAGGAAGUAACGCUGUCAAUGUAUUUCUGGGGAUUGGACUGGCGUGGACAAUCGCUGCCGUAUACCACGAGGUUAAUGGAGGGACUUUUAAUGUUGACCCAGGUGCACUAGCGUUUUCGGUCACUGUUUUCUGUAUUGAGGCAGUGAUUUGUUGUGUGGUGAUCUUGGUGCGUAGGAAAUUUGGAGGAGAGCUCGGUGGUCCACUUAAGUUUCGGAUUCCCACAGUCAUCUUCUUUGUAUUUUUAUGGCUGUUUUAUAUCGUAAUGUCAUCAAUGGUCAGUUACUGUGUCAUUCCAUCGUUCUAAUCAGACUCGGUAGUCACUGACUUGGUGGAGAUGAUGGAGAUCAUCCUUCUGUUCUACACACCGUCUUCUUGAUUAUGCAGGCAGGCAGAAAAUACGGGGAUUUGGUGUUGCUAAAGAAAAUGCUCAAAAGUUUUGUGUCGUCUAUGCAAUAUAUUUGACAAUGUCUAUAGAUGGUCUGUUCAGCAUUGAAAAGGAAACACCAAGCAUUGAUGCCAACUGCACUGCAACCCCCCAAACUUACAGAAAGAAAUCCUAGUGAUCCCAGUUUGAUGAAUCUUUGCUUCAUUGUGGUUUUUGGUGCCAAUACUGGUUACCUCUUUGCCCGAUAUUCAAAAUAUCUUAAAUGAUUAUUCAGAAAAGCAAGUCCAAUGGAAAUCAAGAUUCAAGAAACAAAUUUAUUUGCUACGAUGUCUUGUAUCACAAUAAAAAAAAAAAAAAGAAAUUGUAUUGUGAGGUAAAAGAGCAAGUAUUUUUUAAAAUAUCAAAAUAUACAUGUUCUUGAGAAAACUUGUAUACUAAAAUCUCAUGUAUCAGAAUGGUGCAAAUUUUUGUCUUGAGUUGGACUUAGACACCGUUAUCCUAGUGAGUUUUAUUUCUGUGAAGAAAUGCUAACCAUACUUUCCCCAUCUCUUGUUCAGUUUUAUUUUAUGUACCAAGGUAUAAUUUUUUAUAUGUUUGAACCUCAUGAAUUCCUCUGGAUCACAAUCUAGCACAUCGCUUUAGAAAUAUGUUGUAUGUUAUUAUUUAAUGAACAGUAACAUGACAAACCUUCUACCUCUUUUGUGUGUCAUCAUAUUUAUGUUUUGUACAGCUUUCUCUAUAUUAGGUAUUUAUUUCAAAGCAAAUUAGAUAAUAUGAAUAAGACAAGCAGCAUAUAAACAUUUAUUUCCUUGGACAAACUGUUUAGUUUCUGCUCAGUAGGUGUUACUGUGAGUUUUUAGAUAUGUGUUCGUUUAUUAAUUUUAUCACUGUCAUUAACCACAAGUAUAUUUAGUUCUGUAACCAUGUUUGUAACUGCCCUCGUUGGAUGUCACCAACACGUCUGUAGACGAAUUCCGAUUGGUUGCCAGUAUCUGAAUUUCUAUUGGUUGCCAGGAUCUGAAUUCCUAUUGGUUGCCAUUAUCAUUUCCAUUGUGCUGACCUAUAUAGAGGAACUGAACAAGGACAGGUUGUGUGUGCAAACAAUUAUAACAGAGAUCCUAAAGGUAUUGCCAGUUUUGAGAUAACAGAUUAAACUCUGUGCAGAGAAAAAGAUUCCUUUAGACAAAACAGUACGGACUUUUGAAUUGUUGUACAUGUAGUGUGUUCCAACAUGUGAUAUUUACACCCUUUUAACCACAGUGUUUACCAUUCUAUGUACAUUAUACUUAUUAUUAUCAAAACUUUUGGCUUCUUCACCAUUUUUUGUUUUUCUUUUCUUUUUAUACUUUGCUUUAUAUAUGUAUGUAUGUAUUUAUUUAUGUAUGUAUGUACAUAUAUGUAUGUAUAUGCAUAUAUACAUAAUUACAUAUAUAUAUAAUUUUCAUUAUUGUGUCUUUUAUUUGAAUUAAUGCUGUCCAUUUCUUCUAGAUUGUAAAUAGUAUAGUUACAUUGCAUGAAUGUGAAAUAUGCAAACAAUUAAAUGUAGGUGAUUUAUCCCAAUCAAAAUGGCAUAUAGUUUUGGGCUUUCAAUUUUUUUUUUUCCUCUGCAAAACUCUUUCUUUUUGAAGUCAGCUUUGAUUUACUCUAUUCAUAGAUUUAAAAUAUGCUUGAUUACCAUUGUUAGCACUGCAUGAAGAAAAGUGAUUAACAAUGUUAUAACAUAGAUCAUUGUUUUUCAAGAAUUCGUUUGAAAUUUGAAUACGGUUGAAGUAACAUAGAGCUAUUGAAUGUCAGAGGUAUUUUUCUUGUAUUAAUUUUUUUUUUUUUUUAAAGUUAAUUUUUUGGAUAGAGCAAAGUAAUGAAAAUGUAAUGGUCAUAACAAAACAAAGAGUAACAAAUAUAUAUAGAUAUCGCACAAUUUUCCUCAAUUUUCUGCAGUUAAGAUUGUCUUCUAAAUGUAAAACAGGUUUUGUUUUAACAGUAUCUAGAUUUUGUCUUGGGUGAAAGGUUUUAACACAAAUGGAAUAUUAUAGGAUUAAACAUUCUUUUUGAAUAAUUUAUUGAUGUGUAAACUCCGGACAUUUUACUCAAAAACUGAAUAAAAGUGCAAAGCACUUUUAUGUUAAGUUUGUGAGUAAAAUGUCUGGAGUUUACACAUUGAUAAAUUCUUCAAAAAGAAUGUUUGAUUCAUAUAAUUCCAAUUCAUUCACUUUAUUAACAAUUGCAAAAAUUUGAAUAGUUUCCCCGCACUAUGUUAUUUGUUUUCAGGUGUGUAUGAAUACAUCGCGUUUUUGGAUUUAUUGAUGUAUAAACUCUUGUUCAGUUUUAUUUUUGUCCAAUGAAAACAAUUGUAAUAAAUAACGUUGGAAUUAUAUAAUUUUAAAACCACAAAAUCCAGUUUGCCCUUAUUUGGGUAUGGGUUUCCUCGGUAUGCUUGUUUAUCCUUGCUGUGAAUGGGUACCGAGAUUCAUCAUUGACAUAUCUAUUUAACUGUAUGCAUGUGUGUGAAUGAAAAAAAAUUGUAAUAUCUUUAAGAAAUCCCAUUAUAUUCAACAAUUGUCUCAUUCUACUUAUAUGAGUGUUUAGCCCUUGUUGUUUCUUUUUCAGGAGAAUUUUAAUUAUAUGCAGAGGUUGUUUUAUUUACACAAUGUACCACCAUUGGAUAUAUAAGAAUGUGUCCCCACUGUCUCGAAGAUUUCUUCCCAUGCUUUGUAAAUACACCAUUAUUCCAAGUCUGACCUACAUUCCCAUCACCAUUGGUUACCAUUAUGGCUUGGCAUGUUACUAUUGGUUACCAUUGUGUCCAAGGGUUACAGGUGAUAAGACCAUGAAAAUGGAGGUUUACUGAAUAUCCAUUAACAUCGUUUUGGUCGAAAUGUAUUAAAUUAAGAGUAUGCUAUAGAGACAUUUAAUUUGGUUUUAUAGAUUUAUAUUCAUUGAAUUAAAAUGAUGUUCAUGAUGAAUUAAAGUAUGUGUUAAUUUUUUUUUGAAAUUAUGUAUAUGAGAUCUGUUACAAUAUAGAACCCAUUUUCUGUGAUACUAACAUGUAAAUAGCCAUAAUAUAUUUAUUAGAGCCAUUUUAGUCAUUCAAGUGGUAAUAGUUCUUGUGAACAAUUCUUUGAUUUAUUUUAUUGGUAGUUAUGAUUUUGCCUAUGAAACUUAUAUUUAUCAAAUAUUCUAAAAUUUGACAAUGAGAAUUGUAAAUAGGACAUCAGUUUUCUGCAUGUCUAUAAACAACACUACACAGCAGUUGUUAUAUAUUAGUGUGGAUUAAUCCAUUUGAAACAAUCCCUUGAAAUGUAGCUCUCUGGUUUUGUAGUUAUUUCCUUUAUUAAUGUAAAUAAGAAAUGAAACAGGUUGCUUCCUUGUUGAACCCCAUUCCAGUUAUUUAAUUUCCAUGUUUAGGUAUUGUGUUGUUUUUGCAUUCAAUAGAUAUAUUGUUUCUAAGUUUGGUUGUCAUUUGAAUAAAGGGUUGAAUAAGA